Microplitis mediator is the source of this 2769-nucleotide messenger RNA. RefSeq names its product venom allergen 5.01-like. The record is from RefSeq and is a predicted model, not a curated record. NCBI's taxonomy places the organism in Eukaryota, Metazoa, Arthropoda, Insecta, Hymenoptera, Braconidae. The transcript is spliced from 7 exons. Bases 428 to 1117 code for a protein of 229 amino acids.
AAAAAUAAAUUGUGAAGAAAAUAAAAUGAAUUUUCGCGUGUCGUAACCAGAGUUUGUAAGUAAAUUAAUUACUGGCCAUUAAUUACGCCCACGUGAUCAGACUGUCCUUUUUGUUCCGGGUCUAAUAAAUUCGAGAAUCUGGGAAAAAAAAUAUAUUUUAUGACUGGUAAAUAUCCUAGAAAUUAGAAUUAAAGGAAUAAAUUCUAACACUAAAACACACCCAUCUAUUUAACUUUAUUUUAUUUUUAUUUGAGCAUCACCUUGACACACGUGAUGCCGAUCGAAUUGAUAUAAAGCCGAUGUAUCCACCAGCCUGUCUAUUUUACUUGACAAACCUGUCGACACAUUCUUCGAACUAACGUUCAAUCAAUUUUCAUUUUUAUUUUCGAAAAAAAUUCAACUGUCAAAAAAAAUUUUUUUUUUUCAAAUGAGCCAUUUUAUUAUUUUCGUUAUUUUUUCCGGAGCUCUGUCUCUCUCAUCAGCAUGUUUGGGCAAAAAUAUCCUGAGGGCCGGAGUAAUAUCUUGUCAAGAUAAACAGACUAUAUUGGAUGAACACAAUCGAUUACGUCAGCUAAUAGCAUUAGGACAAGUCCAUGGGCAGCCUCCAGCAGCAAAUAUGAUGGAGAUGAUUUGGGAUGAUGAGUUAGCGGCGACAGCACAGAAAUGGGCGGAAACAUGCUCGGAAUCUCAUGAUAACAAUCGACAUGUUCGGAGAUUCGCAGUAGGACAAAAUAUAGCCCGUACAUGGACAACAAGACCACCAGGACCUUACGAUGCAGAACCAAAUUGGCGAAGACAAAUUUCCGGUUGGUUCAAUGAAGUACAGUACUAUCACACAGGCUAUGGCCGUGAUACCGCGCACUAUACGCAGAUUGUCUGGGCCGACACUUUUUUAGUCGGCUGUGGCUACACAUUUUUCUACGACCCCGCGAGAGGAUACACCAAAAAUUACGUUUGUAAUUACGGACCCAGCGGAAACGUUCUUGGAUUCGCGCCAUAUCAAUCUGGGCAGCCUUCAUGCACAGCCUAUGGGUUGUCUUUUUCUAACAGAUACGCGGGACUCUGUUCUCGAGGAAAUUUUUAUUAUCUUGGUGCUCUAUGUGGUUAUGUUUUUUAAACAAUAAUAAUAAUAAUAAUAAUAAUAAUAAUUAAUGAUAUAUAUUUACCGGAAGUUGCACUACUAGAACAUGUCUACACUAAUUAAUUUUUAAACCCAAAAUAACUCAUAAACGGUUAGGAUUAUGGGAAUUUUUAAAGAGACCUUUUUUGUAGAGAAUUAAAUUUCCUACAAAAUUUGUCAUGAGGAAUUUCGUGAUAAAAUUGAUAGUUUGGAUGGUAGAGAGGUUUAAAGACAGAAAAAUAAUUUUUUGAGGAAAUACUAGGGAAAUUUCAUUUUUAAGUUUUAAACUCAAAAUAACUCAUAAAUGGUUGGGAUUUUGGGAAUUUUUUAAGAGACCUAUUUUGUAGAAAAUUAAAUUUCCUACAAAAAUUCCCUCUGUAAAAAUUUUCAUAAACUCAAAAAUUUCAAAGUUACAGCCCCUCAAACUUUCAAAAAUUUUUUUCCACAAAAUUCGACUUUCCUUUUUUUAAACUCAAAAUAACUCAUAAAUGAUUGGAAUUUUGGGAAUUUUUAUAGAGACCUUUUUUGUAGAGAAUUGAAUUUCCUCCAAAAAUUUCCUCGAUAAAAAUUUUCAUAAACUCAAAAAUUUCAAAGUUACAGCCCCUCAAACUUUCAAAAAUUUUUUUUCCACCAAAUUCGACUUUCCUCUUUUUAAACUCAAAAUAACUCAUAAAUGGUUGGGAUUUUGGAAAUUUUCAUAGAGACCUUUUUUGUAGAAAAUUAAAUUUCCUACAAAAAUUUCCUCGGUAAAAAUUUUCAUAAACUCAAAAAUUUCAAAGUUACAGCCCCUCAAACUUAAAAAAAUUGUUUUUCCACAAAAUUCGACUUUUCUCCUUUUAAACUCAAAAUAACUCAUAAAUGGUUGGGAUUUUGGGAAUUUUUACAGAGACCUUUUUUGUAGAGAGUUAAAUUUCCUACAAAAAUUCCCUCUGUAAAAAUUUUCAUAAACUCAAAAAUUUCAAAGUUACAGCCCCUCAAACUUUCAAAAACUUUUUUUCCACUAAAUUCGACUUUCCUUCUUUUAAACUCAAAAUAACUCAUUAAAAUUUGAAAAUACAGAAAUUUUGACUCACACCUUUUUUGUUCAGGAUUAAAUUCUCUACAAAAAUUCCCUCAUAAGAAAUUCUCUAAAACUCAAUGCUUACAAAGUUACAUCCUCUCAAACUCAUAAUGACAAACCGUAACUAAAAAAACAUAAAUUUUAAUUUUUUAUUACUAAUUUGAUUGUAAUCAAUUUAAAUGGAAAUAAAAGUAAUUUAAUUGAUUAAUUACUUAAUUAAUUAUAAACAAAUAUAACCAUGUUGUUUUUAUUGGUAAUAUAUUUUUUAUUGGUCACGUAUUUAUAAAUAAAAACAAUUAAAAUGUCGAAUUUUAUUACCGAUUAUAAAAUACAAGACAAAUCAAUUCCAAUUGCAACCUAUAAAAUAUAUAUAUGACAUGUAUACAUACAUAUAUACACAUAUAUAUAUAAGACGAACAAUUUUUCAUCUCGUCGCCGGUCAAUCAUUUUUUUUUGCUCAAGAUUUUUUUUUAUUUUCUGAACCGAAAAAUGAAAAAUUUUGAAAAAAUAUUUUUUUUUGCUUUUAUUAUUUGUGGGUCAACAUGGGCCACUGAAAUGGAAACUUAUUGUGCUGGUGUUGAAAUUUUGG